AUGGAAGGCGUCCUAUUGAGCGUUGAUGCACCCAUAGGAGGUGGCGUUGGCAUCUACUUCAUCAAUCAUGUCGGCGAGAACAAGUACUCUGCCAAUGUCAUGAUCUACCGAAGACCGAAUGUCUUUGGACAAGACGAAAUCGAUGAGAUGGCAGAGACGAAUGGGGAGACUGAGAAGAAUGGUACGUCCAACAGCACCAAUGAUCACGCCAAGUCAGAUGUCCGUGCUGCGCAAGGUAUCUGGCUAGCGAGAGUACGGCCGGAAGAUUGUGAGAACCUGAUCAAGUAUACCGUACUCAAGGGCAAGCAGAUCAAGCCGGAGAGCCAACUACGAGGUGGUUUUGACAGAAUGGAGGGAUUAACAGCUGGUCAUGAGCGAACCAUGACUGGAUGA
This is a messenger RNA of Pochonia chlamydosporia 170, 393 nucleotides long. RefSeq names its product sucraseferredoxin-like protein. The transcript is spliced from 2 exons. The record is from RefSeq and is a predicted model, not a curated record. NCBI's taxonomy places the organism in Eukaryota, Fungi, Ascomycota, Sordariomycetes, Hypocreales, Clavicipitaceae. The coding region runs from base 1 to 393 and encodes 130 amino acids.